AUGGUUAUUAUUGUGAACUUGCACAAGGAAUUCCACAUGUACUGCAAAUUCUGCCCAGCUGAGCGACGGGAGGUGCUGCCCUUCCUGAACCAUUUGCACCAGGAGCACAUGGACGUGAUGAAGGUUUUUAACGAUCCUAUCCACGGACACAUUGAAGUCCAUCCCCUGCUCGUGCAGAUCAUCGACACUCCCCAGUUCCAGCGCCUCCGCUACAUCAAGCAGCUGGGGGGUACUUACUUUGUGUUCCCAGGAGCCUCUCACAACCGCUUUGAGCACUCCAUAGGGGUGGGCUAUCUAGCAGGAUGUCUGCUUCGUUCACUGAAGGAGAGACAACCAGAACUGGACAUAACCCAGCGAGACAUCCUCUGUGUGGAAAUUGCUGGGCUUUGCCACGAUUUGGGUCAUGGACCAUUUUCACACAUGUUUGAUGGAAGAUUUAUUCCACUCACUCGUCCAGACUUGAAGUGGAAGCAUGAAACAGCUUCUGUUAAAAUGUUUGAGCACCUGAUCACUUCCAAUGAACUGGAAAAAGUCAUGACGUUGUAUGGUCUUCUCCUGGAAGAAGAUAUGCUCUUCAUCAAGGAGCAGAUAGGAGGGCCCAUAGAUGAAACUGCCUGUGAGAAAUCGUGGCCCUACCGUGGUCGACCAAAGGAGAAAAGUUUCCUCUAUGAGAUAGUAGCUAACAAAAAAAACGGCAUUGACGUUGACAAAUGGGAUUACUUUGCAAGGGAUUGCCAUCACCUCGGAAUCCCGAAUAACUUUGACUACAAGCGGUUGCUUGUCUUCAGUCGGGUCUGUGAGGUACAAAACCAGAAGCACAUCUGUUCCCGUGACAAGGAGGUUGCAAAUCUGUAUGAGAUGUUCCACACCCGGAAUUGCCUGCACCGGAGAGCAUACCAGCACAAGACUGGCAACAUCAUUGAAAUAAUGAUUACAGAAGCCUUUCAAAAAGCAGACAAAUUUUUUGAAAUAAGAGGCUCUGGAGGAAAAGUAUAUCAGAUUUCUACAGCUAUUGAUGACAUGGAAGCCUACACUAAGCUCACUGACAAUGUCUUCCUGGAAAUCCUGCACUCGAGUCACCCAGGCCUGGAGGAGGCACGAGAAAUCCUGCGUAAAAUAGAGCGACGUGAACUGUACAAGUUUUUGGGAGAGACUCGACCUGAGACGAAGAAGGAAAUUGUAAAGAAUAGUAGCCUGGCAGAAAGCAUUGCUAACUCCAAGCCAGAGAAGGAUCCUCCAGAUGUGGAGCUAAAGGCUGAGAAUUUCAUAAUUGAUAUUAUCAACAUGGAUUAUGGAAUGAAGGAGCAGAAUCCGAUUGAUAAGGUUCACUUUUAUUGCAAGGCUGAUCCUUCCAAGGCAGUCAACAUCAGUAAAGAACAGGUUUCCAAGUUUUUGCCCAUAACAUUUGCAGAGCAGGUUAUCCGGGUUUACUACAAAAGUCAGGAUCCACGGAUUAUUUCAGCUGCAAAGCAGUACUUUAUCCAGUGGUGUAUGGAGAAUGAUUUCACCAAACCACAGGAUGGUGAUGUUGUGGCCCCUCAUCUAACUCCAAUGAAGAGAACCUGGAAUAGCAUGAGAGAUGGUGAGCACUGGAAAGCCUCAGAACCCAGCUGCAAGCAAAGGCUUCCCUUUGAUGAGUAA
Molecule: messenger RNA, 1641 nt
Organism: Acanthisitta chloris (rifleman)
Lineage: Eukaryota; Metazoa; Chordata; Aves; Passeriformes; Acanthisittidae
Gene: SAMHD1
Product: SAM domain and HD domain 1
Exons: 15
Coding region: 1-1641 (546 amino acids)
Biological process (GO): dGTP catabolic process; regulation of innate immune response; defense response to virus
Cellular component (GO): nucleus
Molecular function (GO): dGTPase activity
Source: RefSeq, a predicted model, not a curated record